Molecule: messenger RNA, 951 nt
Organism: Ilex paraguariensis (yerba mate)
Lineage: Eukaryota; Viridiplantae; Streptophyta; Magnoliopsida; Aquifoliales; Aquifoliaceae
Source: the annotation of a GenBank genome assembly
AUGGGUGCACUACUUCUGGUAGCACUAAUGUGUUUCUGGGGCUGUUUCCUGUAUAAGAAACUUGGUAAACAUGAGGGUGGAAGUCUUGCAAUGGAUGUCAGUGGAGGUGCAUCAAUUGUGAUGUUUCAUGGAGAUUUGCCAUACACUUCAAAGGAUAUCAUUAAGAAAUUGGAGACCUUGAAUGAAGAACACAUUAUUGGUUCUGGGGGCUUUGGAACAGUAUACAAGCUUGCUAUGGAUGACGGCAAUGUAUUUGCCUUGAAAAGAAUUGUGAAGAUGAAUGAGGGCUUUGAUCGGUUCUUUGAAAGGGAGCUUGAAAUUCUUGGAAGCAUUAAACACCGAUACUUGGUGAAUCUGCGAGGAUACUGUAAUUCUCCAAUGUCGAAAUUAUUAAUUUAUGAUUUCUUACCUGGUGGUAGCCUGGAUGAAGCUCUUCAUGAAAGAUCUGAGCAGUUAGACUGGGAUGCACGACUCAAUAUAAUCAUGGGUACUGCAAAAGGCCUUGCCUAUUUGCAUCACGAUUGUUCCCCUCGAAUUAUACACCGUGACAUAAAGUCAAGCAACAUUUUGCUUGAUGGAAAUUUGGAAGCUCGGGUAUCUGACUUUGGACUAGCCAAAUUGUUGGAGGAUGAAGAGUCCCACAUUACAACCAUUGUGGCUGGAACUUUUGGGUAUCUGGCUCCAGAAUAUAUGCAGAGUGGCCGAGCAACAGAAAAGACCGAUGUUUAUAGUUUUGGGGUUCUGGUGCUCGAAGUUGUUAGUGGAAAGCGGCCCACUGAUGCAUCAUUCAUUGAAAAGGGCCUUAACAUUGUUGGCUGGGUAUGCCUCCUCUCUUCAUCUGUUUUUGUGCUUUCAUUCAUUGUUUUUGUAAUCCUCUUUGCUGUGAUGCCAAAUUUGAACUUAUCUGCAAAUGAAUUUGAGGUCAAGCAAUUAAGUGCCAAACCUUUGUAA